Messenger RNA from Pyricularia grisea, 423 nucleotides. RefSeq lists its product as uncharacterized. NCBI's taxonomy places the organism in Eukaryota, Fungi, Ascomycota, Sordariomycetes, Magnaporthales, Pyriculariaceae. The record is from RefSeq and is a predicted model, not a curated record. Bases 1 to 423 code for a protein of 140 amino acids. Gene Ontology annotation, molecular function: protein binding. The transcript is spliced from 2 exons.
AUGCCCUCCAAACUUAUCUUCAGCAACGAGCUGGGCCUACAGCAGUGGUCAGAAGAGUUAGCAGACGUCACAGUCAUAUGUGGCAGCGAAACUUUCAAGUUGCACAGGGUAGUGUUGUGCGCCCAUUCGGAGCUUUUCAGAAAGGCACUGUGCGGCAACUUUGCAGAGGCAAAGACCGGCCACGUAAAGCUGCCCGAGACCGACCCAGAGACUUUCACGCCGCUGGUCCAGUUUUGCUAUUAUGGCACUUACGACGACGACGUUCCGGGCUCGGAGGAAGCGCAAGUGAACAAUGGGCUCGAUUUCUUUUAUUUGUCACCAGCAGACAGUUAUGAAAAGUACCUGCCCAUGGCAGAGUGUCUAGGGGCAGCCGGCAUUCACUCCUCAAAAGGCCACUUCCAUACCAAUCCAAUCACAUUAUAA